This is a messenger RNA of Stegostoma tigrinum, 2820 nucleotides long. RefSeq names its product arginyl-tRNA synthetase 1 (gene rars1). Bases 50 to 2059 code for a protein of 669 amino acids. Gene Ontology annotation, cellular component: cytoplasm. The record is from RefSeq and is a predicted model, not a curated record. Lineage: Eukaryota; Metazoa; Chordata; Chondrichthyes; Orectolobiformes; Stegostomatidae. Gene Ontology annotation, biological process: arginyl-tRNA aminoacylation. The transcript is spliced from 15 exons. Gene Ontology annotation, molecular function: arginine-tRNA ligase activity; ATP binding.
GUGGAUAUUAAUUGGAGAGUGAAACCCUCUCUUCUCUGUGCCGCUGGAAAUGCAGGAUUUUGUCUUUUGUCUGGGAGUUUCGGCUCCUUUCCCCACUCUCUCACCUCCUUACCGGCCCCAGGAGAAAGAAAUCAAGUCCCUUAUUGCUGAAAUUGAAAAUUUAAAAAACCCUGUGAUACUAGAUUAUUCUUUGGGACUGGGCGAGAUGUUAGAGGAAAACACCAAACUCAAGUACCGUUUAAACGUUCUGAAGCGGAGUCUCCAAGAAGAGGAGGGCAAAGUAGGCUCCAGUAUGAUAAAUAUUAAUCAGCGUCUACAGAACAUUUUCAGUGCUGCCAUCAAACUUGCCUAUCCACAUUUUGAAAGCCCACCAUUAGCAGUCACACCAAGCCAGCAUGCCAGAUUUGGAGAUUACCAGUGUAACAGUGCCAUGGCAAUGUCUCAGCAAUUGAAAGCCAAAGGGGAGAAAAUUAAUCCUGUGGAAAUUGCCAAACAAAUUAUCAAUAGCAUUCCAAAAAAUGAUAUAAUUGAAAAAGUUGAUAUUGCUGGACCAGGUUUUAUCAAUGUUCACCUCAACAAAGAGUUUGUCUCCAAGCUGCUGACUGAUCUCCUUGUAAAUGGAGUUCAACCUCCCUUGGUAGGACCAAAGAGGAAGGUGGUGGUUGAUUUCUCUUCUCCGAAUAUUGCCAAAGAGAUGCAUGUGGGCCAUCUGCGAUCAACCAUCAUUGGAGACAGCAUGUGUCGCUUGUUUGAGUUUGUGGGUUAUGACGUUUUAAGGCUAAAUCAUGUUGGUGACUGGGGGACACAGUUUGGUAUGUUGAUUGCACACUUGCAGGAUAAGUUUCCAGAUUACCUGUUUGUUUCCCCCCCGAUUGGAGAUCUUCAGGCCUUCUAUAAAGAAUCCAAAAAGAGAUUUGAUGAAGAGGAAGCCUUUAAGAAGCGGGCGUAUGAGUGUGUAGUACAACUGCAGAGCCACAAUCCAGAAAUUAUUAAGGCUUGGAAUCUGAUCUGUGAUGUUUCUCGGAAGGAAUUCCAGAAAAUUUAUGACUGCCUGGAUAUAAAGCUGAUUGAAAGGGGAGAAUCAUACUAUCAAGAUAUGAUGGUUGACGUUGUUAAAUUGUUUGAGGAGAAAGGUAUGACCCAACUCGAUGAAGGCCGAAAGAUUGUUUUUCCACCAGGAUGUUCACUGCCACUGACAAUAGAAAAAUCAGAUGGAGGCUACACAUAUGACACCUCUGACUUAGCAGCUCUGCGACAGAGGAUUUUUGAUGAGAAAGCUGAUAUGAUUAUCUACGUUGUGGAUAACGGGCAGAGUGUCCAUUUUCAGACUAUAUUUGCCGCAGCCCAGAUGAUUGGCUGGUAUGAUCCCGAAAAGAUCAGAGUGGAACACGCUGGAUUUGGUGUGGUCUUAGGUGAAGAUAAAAAGAAGUUCAAGACAAGGUCAGGCGAAACUGUGCGAUUGAUCGACCUACUGAAUGAGGGUCUGAAAAGAUCAAUGGAAAAACUGUUGGCAAAGGAACGAGACAAGGUAUUGACACCUGAUGAGCUUAAGGCAGCAAAGGAAGCUGUUGCAUUUGGCUGUAUCAAAUAUGCUGACCUUUCUCAUAAUAGGACCAAUGACUAUAUCUUCUCUUUUGAUAAAAUGUUGGAUGACAGGGGAAAUACUGCAGCCUAUUUGUUGUACGCCUUCACCAGAAUCAGAUCCAUAACCCGACUGGCAAACAUUGAUGAUGUAACCUUGCAGAAAGCAGCUAGAGAAACAACCAUCCUGCUAAAUCAUGACAAAGAAUGGAAGUUGGGUAAAUGCAUUCUGCGAUUCCCAGAAAUCAUUAACAAAAUCCUGGAUGACCUAUAUCUACAUAGCCUCUGUGACUACCUCUUCGAACUGGCCACAACUUUCACAGAGUUCUAUGACAACUGUUACUGUGUAGAGAAGGAUAGGCAAACUGGUGAUGUUAUAAAAGUGAACAUGUGGAGAAUGCUGCUGUGCGAUGCCACUGCUGCUGUCAUGGCAAAGAGUUUUGCUAUCCUGGGAAUCAAACCUGUUCAGAAGAUGUAAUUUUGCUACAGUGACCAUUGCUUUCCUAAAUCUUUCUUAAAAGGUUACAGUAAAAAGCAUGUUAAUUGUAUCUCACCCCACUAUGUGCUAACAUUGAAUGAGAUGAUUUUGUGUAUUUAGUCUCACAUUUCACCUAAUCUUGCUGUAAGCAAAACUGUAGCUGUACCAGACUUUAUAUACUUUCAAACAGAACAUGUAUUUUUGUUACAUACAUGCCAUCCCCUUCUGGAUGUUGCAAGGAAAUACAGCAGGAAAGCUAACAGCAACCCUUAUGUCAAAUGAAUAGAUUUGGUCACAUUUAGCCACCACUUUUUGCUGAAAAAACAUGGGAGAGUACCACCACUUGUUUCAAGCCAAGCUACACACCUUUCAGACUUAGAACAAUAAUCAAUGGCACUAAAUCAAAAUCCUGAAAUUCUAGAUGUGGGUAUAGGGAUACCAAGUUGACAAUACUUAUUGAAGAAGGCAGUUCACCAACACUACCACUUCAAGGUCAUUGCUAACCUGAUCAGUGCAACCCAAAAGGUCAUGAAGGAAUUAACAUGGAACAAGUUGGAGAUCCAAAACAAAAGCUGGCAAAACUCGGCUUUCUUGGCACAGAUGCUACCAAACCUGUGUUAACAUCUCAAUUCUGAUGAGUGAUUUCUCAUUAGAAGUGUGAAUAGUGUAUUUGUUCAGUUUGUAAACAAUUCUAGAAGUGAUCUCAACUGUUGUAUAACCCUGAUUCCAAUUUCGAUUAAAAAUCCAAUUCCAUCUUGAAA